This is a messenger RNA of Nasonia vitripennis (jewel wasp), 3066 nucleotides long. RefSeq names its product transient receptor potential mucolipin. Gene Ontology annotation, molecular function: NAADP-sensitive calcium-release channel activity. NCBI's taxonomy places the organism in Eukaryota, Metazoa, Arthropoda, Insecta, Hymenoptera, Pteromalidae. Gene Ontology annotation, cellular component: lysosomal membrane; plasma membrane. Bases 349 to 2253 code for a protein of 634 amino acids. The record is from RefSeq and is a predicted model, not a curated record. The transcript has 4 exons.
GAUGAUUCUGGUGACAUUCUUGUGUUUACGUGCAAUUAUGUAUUUUUCUUUCUUUAUCAAUUCACGUGAUAAAUUUCCCCAAUGUAACACGAAUAAGUGAGAGACACUGCGUUUAGUUUUCACACUAGUGCAGCGGACAGCCAGAUGGACAAUCGAGUCGCCCACUUCUUGGAGCAGUCAUAUCAUCAGCCAUACAAGACCGAAUGUAAGGAGCAGACAGAUAUUUCCUGUGGAAUCAGGAAAUCCAGUAUUAGCUGUGCAGGCUGAAAAAGCCAGUGUUUUUGUACCAUUAUUGGCUAGCUCUCUUUGUCUCGUUUUUUUUUAACCUUAACUUUCAAGUGUUUUAUAAUGUCUCAAGAAAACGUAAAAACUGGCCCCACCAACAGAUCAGGAAAUGUCCUUCAGAGUAAUUCUUGGAGUGAAGGUCCAGAAAGUGGAGAGGAUGAUGAACGUACACUACUGAACAACGAUACUCGUGCAAAGCCAAGGGAACCUCAAACUGAGGCUUUCCAGCCAAACAUGUGUCACGCAACCAGAUAUAUGGAAGAAAGGAUGCGCAGGAGGUUGCGAUUCUUCUUCAUGAAUCCCAUCGAGAAGUGGCAAGCUAAGAGCAGAUUUCCGUACAAGUUUGUAGUGCAAGUUAUAAAAAUAGUCUUGGUUACCGUGCAGUUGUGCUUGUUCGCGCACAACAAUUAUACGCAUGUGAAUUACACCUGGGAUAACAGAAUCACCUUUUCGCAUCUCUUCCUUCGAGGCUGGGACGCCACUCAGGAAGUACCAGCAUACCCACCUGCCACGGGACCUCUUGCCCUCUACAAACAGGACGAAUUUUACGAAACAAUCGAUUACGCCCUCAAAGGGUACUACAAUAUCGGCAACGCGAUCGGUUCGUACUCCUACACUGCAGAAGACAAUUCGGUCGGUGUUGUCGUUUUAUGUCUGCAUCACUACGAAGAGGGUAUAAUAUUCGCCUAUAACGAGAGCUACAUAUUCAACAGCAAAAUCGUAGAGAAGUGCAUAAAUAUAACGAAGCAGGAGGAAGAGACGGUAACUUCGAAGCUGCUGAUGCAGCAGAACAAAAUCCCGGUCAACUUUUCGGCCUUGGUGAAAGCGGAGCUGAAGUUCGACGUGAAGACCGUAAAUCUGAAAGCUGCAGGGCCGAUCACACCUCCCGACUGUUACCGAUUCAGGAUAAAGAUACUCAUGGACAACAAGGACUUUGACGGUCAGAUGCUGCUGUCGUUGGAUGCCGAGCCCGUGAGAUUGGUGUGCAAGGAUACCCAGUACAUAACCGACAACCAAAUCGAGUCGGCGCUGAGGACGUUGCUCAACCUGCUAGUCAUCUUUAUUUGCAGUCUGUCGCUGGGUCUCUGUUCCCGAGCCAUCUAUCGAGCUCAGCUGCUCAAGUUCGAGACCAUGAACUUCUUCAAGAAGGUCUACGGCACGUCGCUGAGUCUCGAGGGCAGGCUCGAGUUCCUGAACCUCUGGUACGUGAUGAUCAUCAUCAACGACCUGCUGAUCAUAAUGGGCUCGGCGAUCAAGCAGCAGAUCGAGCGCAAGCAGUACGGCAACGACCACUGGAACCUUUGCAGCAUCUUCCUGGGCACCGGCAACCUGCUGGUGUGGUUCGGCGUCCUGCGCUACCUCGGCUUCUUCAAGACCUACAACGUCGUGAUCCUCACGCUGAAGAAGGCCGCGCCAAAGGUCGCCCGUUUCCUCAUCUGCGCCAUCCUCAUCUACGCCGGUUUCACCUUCUGCGGCUGGCUGGUCCUCGGCCCCUACCACAUGAAGUUCCGCUCGCUUGCCACGACCUCCGAGUGCCUCUUCGCCCUGAUCAACGGAGACGACAUGUUCGCCACCUUCUCCAUCACAUCGUUCAAGUCGCCGAUGCUCUGGUGGUACUCGCGCAUUUACCUCUACACCUUCAUCUCGCUCUACAUCUACGUGGUGCUCAGUCUCUUCAUCUCCGUCAUCAUGGACGCGUACGACACCAUCAAGGUCUACUACCGAGACGGCUUCCCCAAGAACGACCUGCAGAGCUUCGUCUCGGUCUGCACGGACGAAGCCUCCAGCGGAGUCUACAGGGACGAGGCAGACGACGAGCCCAUCCUCGGCGGCCUCUUCGGCAGGAUCUGCUGCUGCUCCCAGCGCAAGAACAAGCCACACAGCGACUUCAGCCCGCUGACGAACUCGAACAGCACCAGCUCGACGAUCGACUCCGUCCAGGUUUGCCCAAGUGCCAUAUGCAUUUGAUGCACGUAGCGUCUGCCGUCCCGCGGCGGGCGGCAGACUACGUCUCUUGUCCACCUGUGACGGACAUCAGCCUUUCUAUAAUUACGGCUCGAUUUGAUCCGCUGUAUGCGUUGGCUGGAUAUUCAAAAUUGUCGCCGCUCGGAUCGCCGCCGCACUAAGAACGAGGGAGAAAGUAAACCUGUAAUUAAACUAGUUGCAGCUUCGAAGGAGCGCCCGCUCUGUUGUAUAGUAUUUUAACAGCCAAAUUUUAACUAUUUAUAUAUUAUAACUCUCACGAACUAUAUACCUAUGCAGUGUUAUACGCAAGCUCAUUGAAAGGCUAUCCAUCCCAACGUGUAUAUAACCGUUCGAGCGCAGCUACGUACCGUCGAUCAAUAGUUUCUGUUGUUUUAAAAUUUCUAUUCGAAAAAGCCGAUUCCUCCAAGUAUAACACGAGUCGACCUAAUCGCAAAGCAGUCGCGAUAACUUUCGCUAUUAUCUGAUAAAGACGAAAUUGAAUGUGCGUAUAUAGGAAAUUUUGUCGUCGCCUAUAUAUGCUCCGAGCGCGGAUAAACGUGCAAAUAGUCGACGGUGCGCGGAUGCGCUCGUCCUAUAUAUAAUAUAUAUAUAUAUAUAAUAUUACAAAGCGAUAUGUGUGUAUACAAUAAUAUCGCUCGGUGUUGUUGUUCGUAUUACUCCGAGCACGCGGAGACUCGGUGUAGCUAGGAAAUUUUAUAUUGCGUACAAAUUUUUUUUUAUCACCAAAAACGUUGUAACUCGAGUAAAAAAUAAUCUCCAAGAUUUAGCAAAUAAAAUGUGUACAUAUAAAUGCAA